AUGCCUUUAGCUCACAAUUUAAACAAAGUCACAAAGAACUUAUCAAAGUCAACGGGAUCAAUUCAUAUCAAGGGUCGCAAGUUCAAACAAUUGAACAGAGCAACAGUACGAGAUAAAAAACUACAAAAGCAAAAACUUAACUCAAUAGAGAAGAAAUCAAAUGAAUUAUUAAUUGUAACUUUCAUACAGAAUAAGAUCAAGGAUGAACCAAAUGAGCUGUACAGUCUUGAAGAAAUCAAGGACCUUAUAAAUGAUUUCAUUAAUAUAGAUCGUGAGAGAUUGAAAGAUGCAGAAAAAGAACAUAGAAAAGGAAGACCAAUAUCAACAAAACAAAAACUUUUAUCUGAAAAAGUAAAACAUGAAGAACAUGUAUUCGAAACUGGAUAUAAAGUCCCUGACAUAAGUGAUCCGGAAACAGUGACAAGAUUGCGAAGUUGGAACGGAACAACUGGUGCUACAACUGGAUUUAAAUUCACUCAUGUUUCAAAAUCGCAGAAAAGCUUUCCUACAAAAGAAGUUGAAAUGAGAUAG
This is a messenger RNA of Lodderomyces pseudojiufengensis, 531 nucleotides long. RefSeq lists its product as uncharacterized. The transcript has a single exon. The coding region runs from base 1 to 531 and encodes 176 amino acids. The record is from RefSeq and is a predicted model, not a curated record. Gene Ontology annotation, cellular component: nucleus. NCBI's taxonomy places the organism in Eukaryota, Fungi, Ascomycota, Pichiomycetes, Serinales, Debaryomycetaceae.